GAUGCCUGGUGUUCAGAAGUUUUCCAAUGCGCGCUCCGAAAGAAGGAGGUGGCAAUACUUGAGUCCAGUCAACACCCGGUACAAUAGCACUCUUUUGUAAAUAUAACGGCGGAACGUGGACACUUGGUUGGACUGAUUUCACGCUUUCAGAUAAGGCGCAUUCGAGUGGAUUUGUGGAUUGCUUCAGACUCCUUGACGUCUGUUCUUCCCCAGAGAAGUCAUGCAGGCGCGCUAUUCCGUCUCCAGUCCCAACUCGCUGGGAGUUGUGCCUUACAUCAGUAGCGACCAAAGUUAUUACCGGGCCGCCGCUGGAGGAGGAUACACCGGGAUGCCAGCACCCAUGAGCAUGUACUCUCACGCGGCACAUGACCAAUACCCCGCUAGCAUGGCGAGGGCAUAUGGACCGUAUACGCCGCAGCCUCAGCCCAAGGACAUGGUAAAACCACCCUACAGUUACAUCGCGCUCAUCACUAUGGCCAUACAGAACUCCCCGGACAAGAAGGUGACCCUUAACGGUAUCUAUCAGUUCAUAAUGGAGCGUUUCCCCUUCUACAGGGACAACAAACAAGGCUGGCAGAAUAGCAUUCGACACAACCUGUCACUUAAUGAGUGCUUUGUCAAAGUUCCCCGUGAUGACAAAAAACCUGGGAAAGGAAGCUACUGGACCCUGGACCCGGACUCGUAUAACAUGUUUGAGAACGGCAGCUUUUUGAGGCGACGACGGCGUUUCAAAAAGAAGGACGCCUUAAAGGAUAAAGAUGACCGACAGAUCAAGGAGGCGCCGUCGCGCCAGCAGCAACAGCCGCUGCAGCAGGGCCGCGACCCGGAGCAGUCUGUGCAGGGCACGCAGCCCGUUCGCAUUCAGGACAUCAAAACCGAGAACGGCACAUCCACGCCGCCGCAGGCCGUUUCUCCCACCCUAAGCACUGUUCCCAAGAUAGAGAGCCCUGACAGCAGCAGUAUGUCCAGCGGCAGCCCGCACAGCAUCCCGUCCACCCGUUCUAUCAGCCUGGACAGCGCCGGGGAACAGCAGCAGCAACAUCACCACCACGGCCAGGCCCCUGCGCAGGGCUUUAGCGUGGAUAACAUUAUGACAUCUCUCCGGGGUUCGCCUCAGAGCUCCGGCGAUCUCACCCAAUCCCUCGUGGCAUCUUCACGGACAGGUAUAACUCCCACGUUAUCUCUAAAUUAUUCUCCAAACCAGACGUCCGUUUAUAGCUCGCCGUGUAACCAGAACUCUAUAUCAACUACCUCCAACGCCACCUAUCACUGCAAUAUGCAGGCCAUGAGCUUGUACGCAGGGACAGAUCGCUCAGGCCACUUGGCAACCACUACCGUGGAUGAAACAUUGCCUGAUUACUCGCUCACGACAACCACGUCGUCCUUGAAUCACGGGAAUCUCAGCUCGACCCAGGAGGGUCACCAUCCGCACCAAGGGCGCCUCGCCUCAUGGUACCUGAACCAGGCCGGAGACAUCGGCCAUCUAAGUGCGACAUAUCCUGCACAGCAGCAGAACUUUCAUUCGGUUCGAGAAAUGUUUGAAUCGCAGAGAAUCGGGCUGAAUAAUUCGCCUGUGAACGGGAAUAACAGCUGUCAAAUGUCGUUUCCCCCGAGCCAGCCCAUAUACCGCACGUCAGGGGCUUUUGUGUACGACUGCAGCAAGUUUUGACCAAAAAAUGUUUCGUUGUUGUUAUUAUUGUUGUUGUUGAUUUUGCUUUCCCCCCUCUUUUCGUCGAUACUGAGAGACCUUGAUAUUUACCUGCUAUCCCCGUGAUGGACUGAAAAGAAACAGAAUUCAAACGCGAGACAGACAAACUUGAUCUUGGUUUAUUAAGGACAGUGUUACUUCGAAUAACACGUAAGUCUUCUUCGUUUUUGUGAGCUAUAUGCUGGGCUGUGUUGAUAUGCGUCUGACGAUUGUGGACUUGUUAUUACGUGUAAAUUGCAUAUAGUAAUUUAUUUCUAAAGUGUAGCCGGAUAUUAUGGACCAAACACCCAAAAGUGUUUCUAAAUUAAACUGCAUUAAUUGUCCAAAAGUUCCAUUAUAACGAGGAACGGAAAAUGUAUAACGCCAUAUUCUUUCAAAUUAUUUCCUUUUGUUGAAAAAAGUAUUCUGAAGGAAGUGCAUUGUUUGUUUAAUAAAUUGCCAUGC
Molecule: messenger RNA, 2152 nt
Organism: Triplophysa dalaica
Lineage: Eukaryota; Metazoa; Chordata; Actinopteri; Cypriniformes; Nemacheilidae
Gene: foxc1a
Product: forkhead box C1a
Exons: 1
Coding region: 221-1669 (482 amino acids)
Biological process (GO): cell differentiation; regulation of transcription by RNA polymerase II; anatomical structure morphogenesis
Molecular function (GO): RNA polymerase II cis-regulatory region sequence-specific DNA binding; DNA-binding transcription factor activity, RNA polymerase II-specific
Source: RefSeq, a predicted model, not a curated record